GAUAGCGUUGGGUUGGGUUGGGUGGGGGUUGUGGACAUGAUUAAACAGAUUUUGGGGAAGCUUCCUAGGAAGCCGUCAAAAUCAUCAUCAUCUCCUAACGACUCAAGUCAAAAUGAAGUUUCACCAUUCUCAUCGGUGAACUUUAAUUCCAACAGUUAUAGUGUUACUGAUAGUAGUAAUAACUCAAAGGGUUCAGGAAAUGUGGGGAAAACAUUAAAUUCAACAAGUUCCGGUAUGUAUGAGAUCACUAGUAAUGGGAAUCAUGUCCCGGUGAAGCCGAAUCAAGGAAAAAAAUCAGUUCGGGUUAAUGGACAGGUGGGACCCUCUGUUACAAACUCUGUUUUAUCUUAUGAGGUUCUACCAAGUGUUCGAGAAGCCCCAAGCUCAGAAAAGCAAAAUCUUUUGAUUAGGAAGCUACAAAUGUGUUGUGUGCUGUUUGAUUUUAGCGACCCGACGAAGAAUCUGAAGGAGAAGGAUGUCAAGAGGCAGACAUUGCUUGAAUUAGUUGAUUAUAUUUCAGCUGUGAGUUCCAAGUUUAAUGAAGUCACAAUGCAAGAAUUAACGAAAAUGGUUGCUGCCAAUUUGUUUAGGACAUUACCCUCGUUUAAUCAUGACAACGGGCUACUAGAUAUGUUUGAUCCAGAAGAGGAUGAGCCCACGAUGGAACCCUCGUGGCCUCACCUUCAGGUUGUUUAUGAGCUUCUUUUGCGAUUUGUGGCUUCAUCAGAGACGGAUGCUAAGCUUGCAAAAAGAUACGUUGACCACUCUUUUGUCUUGAGAUUGCUUGAACUGUUUGAUUCAGAGGACCAACGGGAGCGCGAGUACUUGAAAACAAUUCUUCAUCGUGUAUAUGGGAAGUUCAUGGUGCAUAGGCCAUUUAUCAGGAAAGCCAUAAAUAAUAUAUUUUACCGUUUUAUCUUUGAGACUGAGAAGCACAAUGGAAUUGCAGAAUUGCUGGAGAUCUUGGGCAGUAUAAUCAAUGGAUUUGCUCUGCCUUUAAAGGAAGAGCACAAGCUUUUUCUUGUCCGUGCAUUGAUUCCCCUUCACAAACCUAAAUGCGUAGCCAUGUACCACCACCAACUCAUGUAUUGCAUCACACAGUUUGUGGAGAAAGACUUUAAGUUGUCAGACAUUGUGAUCAGAGGACUUCUGAAGUACUGGCCAGUCACCAAUAGUGGCAAGGAGGUCAUGUUUCUUGGUGAGUUGGAGGAGGUUCUGGAAGCUACCCAAGCUGCAGAGUUUCAACGGUGCAUGGUCCCUUUGUUCCGUCAGAUUGGUCGUUGUCUCAACAGCUCUCAUUUUCAGGUAGCUGAACGUGCUCUGUUCCUGUGGAAUAACGAUCACAUAAGAAAUCUAAUAGUUCAGAAUUGUGAAGUGAUUUUACCCUUAAUUUUUCCACUCUUGGAGAAAAACACCCGUGGUCAUUGGAACCAAGCUGUUCAAAGUCUGACGUUGAACGUAAGGAAGAUCUUUUCAGAUGCUGAUCAAGCACUUUUUGAUGAGUGUUUAGAGAAAUUCAAAGAAGAUGAUAUAAAAGAUAAGGAGGCGCAGGAGAGGCGUGAAUUGACCUGGAAACGCUUAGAAGAUGUAGCAGCAUCCAACUUUGUGAGUAAUGAAGCUGUGCUCAUCUCAAGACUUGCUUCCUCUGUUGUCAUUGACAGCAGCACCAAUUAACGACAAAUUUGGGUAGUUGAACCAUAGAUGAAGGCCCCAGAAUUGUAUUUUGUUACUUGGUGGCCAUAUCCAUGGCGUGUUAAGCUUAGCAGCAAGAUGAUGAAGGUGAUAAUGGUUUUUGUGGAUACCAAAUUUCUCUUAUAUUUUUCUCCAUUUAUGCUCUUUUUGGGCUGUGAGAAGGGGGCAGGUGCUCGACUCAUUGCUUUUGUAUUAUAAAUGUUUUAAGGUCUCAGAUCUAGUGGCUCUUGGGAUUUCAGAUAAAUAGUUAUUUGGUUAUAUUUAUCAAAAAAAGAAAUAUUACUUUGGUA
Molecule: messenger RNA, 1982 nt
Organism: Solanum verrucosum
Lineage: Eukaryota; Viridiplantae; Streptophyta; Magnoliopsida; Solanales; Solanaceae
Product: serine/threonine protein phosphatase 2A 59 kDa regulatory subunit B' gamma isoform-like
Exons: 2
Coding region: 37-1674 (545 amino acids)
Biological process (GO): signal transduction
Cellular component (GO): protein phosphatase type 2A complex
Molecular function (GO): protein phosphatase regulator activity
Source: RefSeq, a predicted model, not a curated record